This is a messenger RNA of Loxodonta africana (African savanna elephant), 4232 nucleotides long. RefSeq names its product leptin receptor overlapping transcript like 1 (gene LEPROTL1). The record is from RefSeq and is a predicted model, not a curated record. Gene Ontology annotation, biological process: negative regulation of growth hormone receptor signaling pathway; late endosome to vacuole transport via multivesicular body sorting pathway. The transcript is spliced from 4 exons. The coding region runs from base 113 to 508 and encodes 131 amino acids. Gene Ontology annotation, cellular component: endosome. NCBI's taxonomy places the organism in Eukaryota, Metazoa, Chordata, Mammalia, Proboscidea, Elephantidae.
UGCCGCCUCGCGCACUUCCGGGUGUUGUCUCCUGCCGCCGCCUGGCGUCUCCGGUCUCCCGGCCGCCGCCGCCGCCGCCUCGGGUCCUGGAGCCAGGAGCAACGUCACCGCCAUGGCCGGCAUCAAAGCUCUGAUUAGUUUGUCCUUUGGAGGAGCAGUCGGGCUGAUGUUUUUGAUGCUUGGAUGUGCCCUUCCAAUAUACAACCAAUACUGGCCCCUCUUCGUUCUGUUUUUUUACAUCCUUUCACCUAUCCCAUACUGCAUAGCAAGAAGAUUAGUGGAUGACACAGAUGCUAUGAGUAAUGCCUGUAAGGAACUUGCCAUAUUUCUUACAACAGGCAUUGUUGUCUCAGCUUUUGGACUUCCCAUUGUUUUUGCCAGAGCACACCUGAUUGCAUGGGGAGCCUGCGCCCUGGUUCUCACAGGAAACACAGUCAUCUUUGCGACUAUCCUAGGCUUUUUCUUGGUCUUUGGAAGCAAUGACGACUUCAGCUGGCAGCAGUGGUGAAAAGGAAUUGCUGAACUCUUAUAAAACAAACUUCUUGUCGCUCUUUGGCCGUCCAUGCAAACGAGAUGGGCAGUAAUGCUGAACGGUGUAGCAGGCCUCUCGGGGGUGUUCUGGGUGCUCCCUCUCCGCUGUUAUUGUAAGCAUCCUGUUUUCACAGAGACUUGCUGAAGGAUUAAAAGGAUUCAUUUCUUUUGGAAAAGCUUGACUGAUUUCACACUUAUCUACAGUAUGCUUUUUGUGGUGUCCUGCUGAAUUUAAAUAUUUAUGUUUUUCCUAUUCAUUUUUUUUUUUAAUAAAUAUGCAAUGCUAAAGUUUUUUUUUUAAUGUAAUAACUAUUUGUAUUGGUUAGGAAGUCAGAAUUCUGCUGGCUGUGUUACUGGGUUAAAGUACAUCUUUUCUCAAGAUUAUUCAACCUCGAUUAUUAUAAAAAGUUACAAAAAUGAGUUUUUCAAUCAGGAUGACAUCUGUCCCGAUUUUAUGCAAACAUGGAGACCGUUGGCAUACCUUAAGAGUAUAUACUAAGUGCAAAUACAGUUGCAUUUUUACCUCAGAGGGGCCAAGUAUUAAUGCCACACCCUCAAUAAGGGUUGAUGGUUUUACUAAUAGCAGGUGUUUUGUGAAUUCAGAAUUAUUUUGUGGAAUUGCUACAAAGGUGUGCUUUUCUUUGCAAUCAUUAGAAGAACUCACUGUUAAACUUCAAAGUAAGGGUGUGAAAACCAAUUUUUGAGAUGUGAUUUGUAUGUUUCUCGUAGUUGAAGUCGAAAGAAUGAGUUGCAUUGUGGGAAGAAACACCUGUCAAAAUUCCAUGUUUUUGAAUCAGGUUUCUAGGGAGGAGUGACAGUUUUUGAUCUUCCAUCAGCCUUCCAUGUUUUACCAUGGAUGACAUAGGCAGACAGGGAACUCCUCCUGAGGGACAGCUGUGUGUUUGCAUCACCCAUACCAGAAAACCUGUCCCUGACUCCACCUUCUAACCUUUUUAUACAUUGUAUAUAUUAAGUAAAACAACUUUCCAAAUAUAGUUUAAUAACACUUAAAGUUAGGAGUGUUUAACUUACCUGAAAAGUAAUUGCUAUGCCAUAACGUUCAGAGUGCCCCCGCCCCGCAAGGCCUUGGCAUGAUUCACAAGAGAUGUGUUAGUCUCGCAGGUAAUCUGUGUGUUAACAAUUUCAGGUCUAGACCGUGGUAAUUGUAGUUGUUCUUCUCUAAGGUUAUAUCAUAUGUCAUGUGAGAAUAUUUAAGACACGUUUCCUGUAUAUCUCUCAACUAUUUUGAUUUUGAUUUCCUUAGGAUAGAUGAGCUAUUUCCUUAUAAAAGGCAUUUAGUUGUGUGAAUUAAUGCAAAAUAGCCAAGUCCAGCUGUAUAGCAGCUUCAGACACAAACCUGACCAAAAACUCCCCAGUGCCCAGGCAUGAUCAAAUCGUAGUGGUCAUUUGCAUCUCACAGUUAUCAGUACUUUUUUUCAGGAGCUGGUUAUGACAGUGUUCAAGUUGGCCUGACAGUAUUUUGUUAAGGGUAUUGGUUUGUGUAUUUAUUCAUUGUACUUACCUAAAAAUGGUUUUGCCUUUAUACAAAACUGCAUAAUCAUGACAGCUACCUUCUGUUGUUUUGUAAAGCUGAUUUCUUAACAAAGUAGGGACAAAUUUUGAGUUCAUUCAGCUUUUUACUAACGAUGCUUAAAACCAUAGAUGGUAUUGCCUACUCCAGGUUGUUAAUUUUAGCCAUGAGAUGGGAAGGAGAAUUAAAGGUAUGCCGGUGGCUGUACCAUUUACACAUCAGGCUGACAAUGGCUUCAGUGUUAGAGUGUUCUACACUCCAGUGAUCCUACAUGAAAAAGAGAGUUCAGUUACCCGUGAAUGAGACAGCUGGUGAUAACAACUGGGAACUCUGUGCCUGCGAUCUACUUGAUUUUUUUGCAGGAAGUACAUUGUUUCUUCCCCAUUUUCUGGUCUUCUAGAAUGCCAGUGCAGUGCACUGCUACUGUGGAUUCACUUGGCCAUAGACCCUUUUUCUAACAGCUGCAUAUUCUUUCCCUGUACUAACCGCAUAGACCGCACUGUGUCUUUGAUCUUGCACACUGGCUUGACCUAGUGCUGUCUCUGAUUUUUAGGCCACUCUCUCGGGGUAUGAAUUUCCCAUAGAAUAUGCACUGAUACAGCAUUGCCAUUCUACUAUGGAAAGAAAACUUUUGAUGAUGAAACAAUAAAGAUUUUAAAUAUCUUUUAGUUUGUGGGUGUUUUUGAAACGAAAAUACACUGCACCCUUCAGUUUCUGAGGUGCGUUAACCUUUCGAUAAGGUACCCUGAAGUGAGUGUGACAUUAGUGAUAACGUUAGACUUGCAGGUGUUUCACUGCCAAAUUAAAAUCAAAGCCAUAGCAGCACAUACCACAGUGAAUCCCUCUGGCUUAACAACAGGACCGGUGAUCUGAGGAAGCGGAAUUUCCACCUUUUUGUGCAAACAGUCACAGGUUUUGGUGACAUGAAAAGACUACUAACUAUUUAAAGUCAAAGUCCUGUUCUUAAAAUUUCAGAGCUUUGUUGUGGUCAUAUGUUUUGUUAUAUAUUCAUUACCAUUCCUCAUAAGAGCAACAUUUUGGGCUUUUUUUUGUGUGUGUGUGUCAGUUAAAAACUUACUCUAUGUGGUACCAUGUGAACAGAGAAAAGUAUUCUUUUAUCAAACAUGAAUCUUGUCCCAAAUUGUCUAAAUUUUCAUAUCACUAUAUGCUUAUAAAAAGCUUAGAUUGUAGGUUCUUAGUGUCUGCUUCAACAUGGGUGUUUUUUUUGGGGGGGGGAGGGGGCAUUGUCAAAAUAAUCCAGAUUUUGAAAGUAAACUCUAGAAUAUUUAUACUGAAUGUGACUAAAUCCAUAAGCCUCAGAUGACUUUAAAUCAGUGCAUCAAACUUAACAAGCAGUCAUGCAGGGUUAUUUUUAAAUGAUAAGUAAGUUUGCUAUCUCAGGAUGCCUUACGAUGCAUGAAGUUGGUGGAAAAUUCAAAUUCACAUUUCUUCCAUACAAGCCUGGUUUGUCCUUUUAUCUCAGUGGCGAUUAGGGAGCUCUCAUACAGGCCUCCUGACUGUCUGGCAUACAGUGGACAUAUCCUGUAAAUAAAUAUUCCAGAUAACUGAAGCUUAACUCAUAAAGAACUAAUGUUUGUUUUAUUUUAACAUUUUAACAAAAGUAUUAAAUGGAUCAUACACUUGCAUGCUUUCUUAGACUGUAUUAAAACACAUUUUAAUUUCUCUUGAUAAUUUAGGGUUAUCAUUAUAAAUUAUUGCCCCCUCUAUUUUAAAUGGCCUCAGACCUGUAUUUUUCUGGAAUUGUGUUUUUUGCUGGCUUUGCUUACAACUGAAUGUUUGUUCCUAGCACCCCUUACCUUCUUUUGUUUCUAAUUUGCUGAUCUACAGUAUGUUAGAAAGGAUGGUACCAACUUCAUAAGGUGGUUGUAAGGUUUAAGUGACACACACAGGGCUCACAGAGAUUGUUAAAUAAUAGCUGUUGUUACUUUUGCUGUUUAUUACCAGUUCCCUCUACAGGGCCUCUAUGAGUCGGAAUUGACUCGAUGGCAAUGGUUUGGUUUUGGUUCCCACUUCCCAGAUACAUAGAAUCUUUAUUAAAAAAAUAGAUACUAACAGUCCAGUCUUCAGAGAAUAUGAUGUAGAUGCAGAGUCACUCUGCCAGCCUUCCGAUACUUCUUGGAAAUGCUGUAACCACCGUGUCCUCGGUCGU